AUUGGCAAACCCUUUACAAACUUCUUAUAUCUUUGUCAAGAAUAUUAUUUGCGGGAGCCAACCGACUCGAGCACAUUCGCUUAGAAGGUUUUCGCUUACGCGGCCGGUGACAGUGUUUAGUAACGCCUGACUGAGCUCGAAGCGCCUGAGUGAUUUUUGGAAAGGAAAAAUACACACGGAUCGACGGGUCGCCCGGAAUGGCUCACACCACGAAGCAAGGACACGGAGGGGUUAACCAACUCGGAGGGUUGUUCGUUAAUGGAAGGCCACUACCUGAUGUUGUUCGACAGAGAAUUGUUGAGUUGGCUCAGAGCGGAGUGCGGCCAUGUGACAUAUCGCGGCAGUUGAGGGUUUCUCACGGUUGUGUGAGCAAGAUUUUGUGCAGAUUCUACGAGACUGGUUCGAUUCGGCCGGGUGUUAUCGGUGGAAGCAAGCCCAAGGUAGCAACAGGUCCCGUCGUUAAUAAGAUCGCAGACUACAAGCGAGCAAAUCCAACUAUGUUCGCUUGGGAGAUUCGGGAUCGACUACUGAGUGAAGGUGUAUGCUCAACUGACAAUGUUCCCAGUGUCAGCUCUAUAAACAGAAUUGUAAGAAAUCGUAUCAACAGUGGCGAUAAAAUGAGCCCAACAAAAGACGAAGUCUCUAACGGUGGAGAUGUGAAAGUUGAAAGCGGUGUUCAUAUGCCGCGGACUUCGUAUUCUAUUAGCGGAAUUCUCGGAAUGGGGCCUCAUCAAGCGAAUUCUGUUCCAUCCAGCAAGAGGAAGCACUCGGUCGAGAGUACAGAAAGCACAGGGAGUCAUUCUGAAGAGGAAGUACAGGCAGAAGGGGACGCAACUUCACCGACAGAUAUUCAUGGUCGUAAGAUAAUACGCCGCCAGCGCACUACCUUCUCUGGGGAACAGAUUGAACAACUGGAAAAGACAUUUGAGAAAACACACUAUCCAGAUGUGUUUACUCGUGAAAAGCUUGCGCAGGAUGUUGAUCUUUCUGAGGCAAGGAUUCAGGUUUGGUUCUCCAAUCGACGAGCCAAGUGGAGGAAGCAAGAAAAACUGCCUCCUCUUGGUAGUCCUACGGCUGCAAGCCCUGCCCAGACUGUGCCGACAACCUAUAUUAACACAGCCAAUGGAUACCCUACCACUGUUAUCAGUCCUCCCUUGAACCUACCAACCCCAGUUCAAGAUGACAACAUUCACUCACAUCAGUACAGUCAAGUACAUGACGAUGCUCCAGUAAAAGCAGAAUUGACUGAACUGAAACCAGUGUCAGAUCCUAGCCUGACAACCAUGCAUACCACCAUGGGCAUCCCAAACCUGGCUGCACCACCUCAACAGCAAUCUUAUGACAUGAUGCGAUCCUCAGGAGUGCCAACACACAGUCCAACAUUCAUUGCCGUGCCAAGUGGCAACCUAGUGCAAGCCUCUCAUCCCAUGUCCAAUGGGCAGGGGUACACCAUGCGUCUUAGUGACCACACCCAGUCACAGCCAAUAAGUAGUAACAGUUCGUCAGUUGGAUAUUCUACUGUUGGCCAAAGUGUUAUGACAACUUCACCCUCUUAUGCAGCACGUAGCCAAAUACAGUAUCAGCGUGUCAUUACAAGUGGUGGUGGUGAUGUUGGUCAGGCUACUUCACCCCCAGCUGGUAACACAGCCCCUGGUUAUGUACUUCCUCCCGUGAGUACUCUCACUAAAGGUCAGAUCCCAGGAGAUAUGACAGGCCAGUUCCCCCCAGCAAGUUACGCUCAAGUACAAGCCCCAUACCCUGAUCAGUGGAUACCAUAUGCUCCCCAGGGGUUUAUUGGGAGGCCAACAGUGUUCCUUCCAGCUAACUGGACUCCUCCAGCUCCUGCAAGAAUGUCAAGCACAAAACUAAGCACCACAGCAUGAAGAUAAAUUUAAAUUGGCACUCCACAAGUUUGCAUCAUGGUUGUCAUCACCAAUGUGUUGUCAAGUACAGUGAACCAAGCAUGAAGGCUUUCAAUUCAUAUAACUUUUUUUGUGCUAAAUGCAGGAAUUGUCUUUGAAAGCAAAACCUGCAAAUAUAUCAAUGGUUGAUGUAAUCAAUCUGUGUGUAUACUAUUAAUUUCUUAUUUGGGAAGUGUUCCAAACAUAUCCUCUGUGUGGUGGAUUUCAUGAAAUAUGACAAUAACUACAUUAAUCGUUAGCAACUUUAAGAAAUUUGUAGAGUAAACUAUGAUUUUUUUUUACUUUGGUUUAUACUGUAAUCUAUUUUUGUAUACAAACAUAUCACACUUCUAAGAAGGUUGUACAUGUAGGUCAAUUUUUGGUUCCAAACCACAAGGAAAUUGUUCUUAUAAACAGACAUGCAUCUUUUGUUAGUAAGGUAACUUUGCAGCUAAAGAUCAUAGUGAAAUUAAAGUACCCCAACUCAAAGAAAUGUUUGAUAAAUUGUGAUACUCACUUUUCAACAGCUCCCUCAUGUAUGGGAAAGUGAGUUGUAACCUUAUCCAGCUGGGUACCUGCAGAUUUAAUGAAAGGUUGACCAAAGCGUUGAUUUGUUUAUAUAUUUAUAGAUAUAGAUAAAAUUGAAUCCAAUUGUCAGUGAAUCCUCAUCAGUCACACACUUGCAUGCAGUUAUUGUGUGUGGUAUAGGCUUAGUUAUCUUGAUUGCAUUCUGUUACAAGGGGAAAUUGGCAUAGGUGUAUGUAGGCAUACUUCAAAAACAUGAUUUUUAUUUUAAUUAUUUGCUCUGUUGGUUUGAGGAUGUUAUAUCACAAUAACAGCAAUACUUGUUUAUCCUUCUAGGGUUUUUGAAAUUAUUACAUUCACAUAAAGAUUACGAAAAAAGCUCUUGGGCAAAAUUUCAUUCAACUGCAAUGGCAAACAUUGAUUCUUGCAAAACUGAAAAAAUUAUCAAUGCACAAAAUUCCUCUGCUACAUGAUAGCUAUUGUCACAAAUGAUCAUGUGGUGAGAAGACUUGGAGAUUCUGGCCAAGGAAAAUUUUUUCUUGGACAUUUUUUGUAUUAAUAUAGUCCUUUUAAAGUUAUGCAUCUAAACAUCUUUACUGCCAUCGAGAUUAAGCAGACGUGACAAAUAUAAACAUCUUAUAACUCAUUAUGUAUUGCAACUUAUUUAGAUUUAACCAUGAGAAGUAUCAUGAAUAGAGACUGGAAUUAAGUUUACUUGCCCUCCAUAAUUUGUGGAUACAUACUUAAUAGAAUCUUAAUGUAAAACAGGGCUGCUAAUAUUCAUGUAUGUUUAUUUGUAAAUAUUUGCAUCUGUUAGAUUACCACAAGGUUAUGGACUGCUGUAGAAUGAAUGAAUGAAUGAAUGAAGAAUUUCAUUGUACCCUUUUGAGUAUUCCUAUUUUGAAUGAUGCUUGGGGAAUGCAGUGAGGGAAUCAGUUAUCAGAAGUCAGUCACUGGUGCUGUGUUAAUAGUAAUGGCAUUAAUUCAAUUUCAGGAAUAGAUGGUACCGAGUCUUUCAAAGCAAUUUGAACAGACUAGGAUAAAUAUAUACAUUUACAAUUAUCCAAGAUUGUUUGAAGAAAUUAUCUUUUAUACAUUUUUGAAAUACAAAUUUUGUAGUGUAACUUUUUACAUAAUGUAUAGUUUUUUUUCCAGUUUUUGAUCUAACUGAGAGGACAUUUUUUCUACCUUUGGUGAAAUACUCCAAGUAAUAUUUUUGUAGGUGCAGAAGAAAUAUUUUUCCAGGUCAAGUUAUGGUACUCUCUUGUUCGUGUAUGCACUAUUUAAUAAGCACUGCGGUAUGUAUUUAAAGGGUACAUUUAGUUGGUUUGUUAAUAAAGUCUGUACUUUUUAAAAACAUAAA
This is a messenger RNA of Stylophora pistillata, 3789 nucleotides long. Its product is annotated as paired box protein Pax-6. Gene Ontology annotation, molecular function: RNA polymerase II cis-regulatory region sequence-specific DNA binding; DNA-binding transcription factor activity, RNA polymerase II-specific. The record is from RefSeq and is a predicted model, not a curated record. Gene Ontology annotation, biological process: regulation of transcription by RNA polymerase II; anatomical structure development. Lineage: Eukaryota; Metazoa; Cnidaria; Anthozoa; Scleractinia; Pocilloporidae.